AUGAAUCAGCACCGAGAGCCUGUUGACGGAGAAUAUACCCAAAGCCUUAGAUCCUACGAGUUUGUAGUGCCGCAUAAAGUAACCCAUGAUGGGAAUUUUCUAACGUUUUCCUUGCCGAAUUACUUUAAACAUGACUACUCUUCAAAGCGACGCAGGCGAGACGAUUGUGACCCAGAUGUCAUCAACUAUAACCUCCACUUCAAUGGGAGAAGCCAUCACAUCCAAUUGUGGCCAAAUCAUGGGUUUUUGUCACCGGAAACCAUAGCAGAAUUCCACUAUCCUGGUUCAGAAACGACCAUUGUGGCGCGAAAAUUAAAGAGAGUUAAUCCAGCGUUGUGCCAUUAUACUGGAACGAUCAAGGGGAUGGAUGGCUCUAGGGCGGCCUUGUCUUUGUGCGAUGGAUUGGCAGGUUACAUUAAAACAAUUGAUGGCGUCUAUUACAUUGAACCUGUAAAGGAUUUUUGUGCUAACGAGCAAGGUCAUCACUUGCAUAUAAUUUACGGUCCUGACGAAUAUCGGUUUAAGCGCAAAGCACCAGAAAACGAGGAUCCAUCUUCAUCAUCAUCAUCUUUGGCCGAUGAUGGAUUUCACACAAACUGUGGCACAAAUGAAGAUUGGCGCAAGGGUUGGAAGCGUGCGUUUGAUACAUACUAUCAUUAUGAACAGGAGCAAUCGUACCAUCGCAAACAGCAGGGUAAUGGCACUUCCAACCAUGUUGAUAGGAGAAGAUCUAAUGGACCACAUCAUCGUUAUCUGGAAGUGCUCGUUGUAGCCGAUAAAAUGUUCCUCGAUUUUCAUAAGGAUAAAGAUCAUGAAAAUUAUAUACUGGCCGUGAUGAAUAUGGUAUCCGAUUACUUUCAUGAUUCAUCGACGGGCAAUCAAUUGGAUGUUGUCGUGGUACGCAUUAUUUACUUGGAUGAUACAAUCUCAGCACUAGAUCUAAGCGUUAGCCCAGAGGCUGGGCAGACGUUGAAGUCAUUUUGCAAGUGGCAAAGUGAAAUCAAUCCCAAAGAUCCCGAUCAUCCACAACAUCAUGACAUUGCGGUUUUAAUAACCAGACAUGACAUCUGCUCGGAUGAAACUAAAAAUUGCGAUUUAUUGGGAUUGGCAUACAUGGCGUCGGCAUGCGUACCAUCUGAUGCGUGCUCAAUUAACGAGGACAAGGGUCUGAUUCUCGGAGUCGUGAUAGCUCAUGAACUUGGCCACAUAAUGGGAUGCCAGCAUGAUUGUGAAGGCGAGGAAGGUUGUCCAGGCAAUUCGGGAUGUCCGCCGAAAGGCCAUGAUGAUUUCAACCAUGUUAUGGCUCCUUAUGUGACAUUAGCUACGACGGCAUGGUCAAAGUGUUCGCGAGCAUAUAUGAGGGAGUUAUUGGAGAAUAAUCUGGGCAGUUGUCUCUCCGAUGAACCUCAUGCUAGCUCUUAUAAAUAUGACGAAAUACUCCCUGGGGUAAUGUACGACGCCGAUUACCAGUGUUCAUUAAUAUUUACAAAUUCGACCCAUUGUCCUGUCGAACCAGAAUUAUUCUGCGACAAGCUUUUCUGCAAAGUUUCACCUUUCAAGUGUCAAUCGAAUGGACAACCUCCAGCUGAUGGAACUAAAUGUAGUGCAACCAAGUGGUGUUUCAAAAGAAAGUGCAUUCCGAUGGGAGAACGCCCAAACACCAUAGAUGGAGGCUGGUCCAAAUGGGGCAAAUAUAGUGACUGCUCAAGGACAUGUGGCGGAGGUGUUCAGGUUUCGGAGAGGACAUGCAGUAAUCCUUACCCUGAAAACGGUGGCGCCUACUGCCUUGGGGAAGAGAAGCGUUAUAAAAUCUGUAACACCAAGCCAUGCCCUCUAGGUACUCCUUCAUUUCGUGCCCAACAAUGCGCAGAAUUUAAUCAAAUUCCAAGAAAUGGUAAAUUCCAUCAAUGGGUUCCGUACUUUCCGGGCGGAGCUGAUGGCCCGAAUACUUGCAUUCUGUAUUGCAUCAACGAGGACCAUGUUUACGCGAAACUUUCACCGCGAAUCAAAGACGGAACUCCAUGCCGAAUUGGAACAAUGGAUAUGUGUCUGACGGGACAAUGUCGAAAGGUCGGCUGCGACUGGGUACUCGAUUCCGAUGCUGUGAAUGACAAAUGUGGCGUUUGUGAUGGCGAUAACUCAGGCUGUAAACACAUAUCUGGAAGUUUCUCCGGAGGAGGGUCAGGAUAUACUAAAGCGGCGAUUCUCCCGAAGGGUGCGCGAAAUAUUGUCGUACGUGAAAAUGCCUCAUCCGAAAACACAAUUGCAAUUUCCAAUAGAAACAAAAACUUUUAUUUAAACGGGGGCAAUCGUGAGGAAAGUGACGGAGAGAAAGCGCUUGGAAAAGAUCUUGGAAUAUACCUUCAUCCUCAGCCAAAUCAGGAGGAACUCUAUAUCGCUGGACCAUUACAUCAGACUUUGGUGUUUUAUGUCGUAUUCUACGAACCCAGGAACAUUGGCUUCACCUACGAGUAUUAUAUACGUGACAAAAAUUUCAGGGUUUAUUCGAAGAAAACUAAACGUCGUAGGGCUGAUAAGAGGCAAGUGGAAGUUAAUGAAAAUUGUGGUAACAAAUCAAAACCCAAAUAUCACUGGGAUUUUGUGGAAUGGAGUAAAUGUAGUGCCCGUUGUGAUGGAGGUGAAACAAUCGCCAAACCGGUUUGUGUCAACACUCAAGAAGGUGGCGGCAUUGUUAGUGAAGAUUGUUGCAAGGAUUCAGAUAGGCCCGAUCCGAAAGUGAAGAUAUGUAACAGAGGGCCUUGCAAAGCGAAAUGGCACGUUGGUGAAUGGGGCGUUUGUACCGGAUGCAAACACCAGCCAGGCUUCCAGCUAAGACACGUGUGGUGUGCAACCGAAUCGCCGCAUUGGGAGGAAACAGAUAUUCUCACGAACACCGAAAAGUGCAUCCAGCAAGAUGGCCCCAAACCGAAAUGCAAGCAACUCUGCACGAGCUCCUGUACGCCAGCAUGUAGCCGAUUUCACCGUGAUACUGACCAUUAUUCGCUUUCGGGGGAUUACGACCGAAAUUUCUUCCUGGAGUAUUUCGGGCGUAUAAAUACCAUUAAAUUGAAUCCGGAGGGGUUGAUUUUUGGAAUGGCAAAAACAGCGGAUAGAGCAGGUCCGAACGAUCCGUAUGGAAGUAUCAGAAAAUGUGAUUGUGAAGAAACGAAGUCCAGUCAGCAAAAUUCUUGCUCCGCCAAGUAUUCAACACAAGAAUCAGCUCCUAGUUCGACAGAACCUUAUCCGUCAGAACCUUGUCCACCAGAAUCCUAUCCACUUAAUAAUUCCUCGAAGGAAACUUGCUCACCAGACACUAGUCCAUCGGAACUCGGUCCACUAGAGCCUAAUCCACCAAAACCUUUUACGUUAGAACCCUGUUCAACAGAAACCAAUCCACCAGAGUUUUGUCCUUCAGAGCUCACUAAUCCAUCAGAUUCUUGUCUGCCAGAACCGUGCCCUCCAGAACCUUAUCCAUUAGAACCUUUCCCUCCAGAAACUGAUCCACCUGAGUCUUACACCCCAGACAUUUCUGCAGCUCUUCCAUUAUUUCGAAAAGGCGAAUCGUUUGAUUGCCAAGAAAAACAAUCUGAAAACAAAAUCCAAAACCCAGCUCCCGAAUCUGUCCCCGAGUUCUGUCGGGAUCAAUCUUCAGAGCUUGGCCCGUUGAUUCCAAUAAUUGGGAAAACUUCUAAAAAACAUAAGCCACUAGUGGAGUCCCGCCUUCGACUUCGUUUGAGACCUCAACCAAUCGUCCAUUCCGACCGGACAUCAGUAGUAGCUCCUGUUAGACCAGCUCCCUUAGAUACCCAAGGAAAAGGGAGACUAAUACUCUCCAGCAAGAAAAUAAAAAAAUCCAAUGAUGGAAAUAUGAAGGAAAAUCUGGUGCUGAAUGCUCACAGCAAACAGCACCAUCUUAAUCCAACCUUUAAGCGAGAAAGAGGGUUCCAACGUCGUCGCGCUGGGUCAAAACGAAUUAUUCGACGCGAAAGACAACAACCCCAAACCCACCUCCUCCACGGCAAAACACAUCCGAUGGCUGCCGUUUUGGUAGAAAAUCCUGACUCUCAACAGCUGAAACUCCGAAGCGGAUUCAAAGGCAAGAGAAGAUACAGAAAAAGCCGUCACGGCCGGGAGACAUCAACCCGAAAACCCUGUAUUGAUAUUGUUCAGGAUAAGAUCCCUCAGAAAAGUCUGGUAGUUAUCGAGGCGCCGUUGAAGGAGUCACCGUUAAACUUUUCGGAUUUCACUUUUGAACAUUUGGGGGAUGUGGCUUCUGGAACUCUAGAUUUAGCACAUGCAAAAAUCUUAUCUGGCACGGAAGCUAUAAAGGCCCAAGAGACCACGAGAAAUGGAACGAAGGAAAGCCAGUCCGACAUAAUCGGUAAUGAAUAGCACCAG
Molecule: messenger RNA, 4398 nt
Organism: Hermetia illucens (black soldier fly)
Lineage: Eukaryota; Metazoa; Arthropoda; Insecta; Diptera; Stratiomyidae
Product: A disintegrin and metalloproteinase with thrombospondin motifs 6-like
Exons: 17
Coding region: 1-4392 (1463 amino acids)
Biological process (GO): proteolysis; extracellular matrix organization
Cellular component (GO): extracellular matrix
Molecular function (GO): metalloendopeptidase activity
Source: RefSeq, a predicted model, not a curated record